Molecule: messenger RNA, 2288 nt
Organism: Amyelois transitella
Lineage: Eukaryota; Metazoa; Arthropoda; Insecta; Lepidoptera; Pyralidae
Product: cyclin-dependent kinase-like 4
Exons: 16
Coding region: 199-1776 (525 amino acids)
Biological process (GO): protein phosphorylation
Cellular component (GO): nucleus
Molecular function (GO): cyclin-dependent protein serine/threonine kinase activity; ATP binding
Source: RefSeq, a predicted model, not a curated record
GUCCAAAAUUGUCAGUUGUAAUUUGUCACUACAAGUUUCGCUUUGCUAUUGAUUUUUAUUUGUGAAUUAUUACUGUGUUAUUCGUUUUUAUUCUAGACUAGAGUGCUGUUGUGUAUCGUUUUUAGUUCGAGACACGUUUUUGCUUUCGAGUAUCCACGUUACCAAGUUUAGCGAUGGCGGCUGGUUCCUGGUGUAACUAUGGAGCAGCGAGCGACCCUGUCUCCCUCCACGCCCAGUAGCCGAGGAAUGGACAAAUACGAGCAGUUAUCAGUUGUAGGCGAGGGUUCCUACGGAGUGGUGCUGAAAUGCCGUCGUCGCGACAACGGGCAGUUGGUCGCGAUCAAGAAGUUUCUAGAGACAGAAGACGAUGCCGCCGUAAGGAAGAUGGCGCUCAGAGAGAUACGAAUGUUGAAGAAACUUCGUCAUGACCACUUGGUGAACAUGAUAGACGUGUUCCGUCGAAAGAGACGUUUCUACCUGGUGUUCGAGUACCUGGACCACACCCUUCUUGACGAGCUGGAGUCCACACCAGGGGGACUGGGGGAAGAUACUGCGAAGAAACACCUGUACCAGCUGUUGAAGGGCAUUGAGUAUUGCCAUCAGAAUUCUAUUAUCCAUCGGGAUGUGAAGCCGGAGAACGUGUUGGUAUCAAACACUGGCAUAGUGAAACUGUGCGACCUCGGGUUUGCGAGAGCCCUGGCGGCCCCCGGGGAGCCCUACACGGAGUACGUGGCGACGAGAUGGUACAGAGCUCCGGAGUUACUGGUUGCAGAACAUAGAUACGGUCCGGAGGUAGACAUCUGGGCCAUUGGGUGUCUGUUCUCAGAGAUGCUGACUGGUGACCCAUUGUUCCCCGGAGACUCUGACAUAGACCAGCUCGCACUCAUUAUUAAGACUGUCGGUAAGUUGGCUCCUCGGCACCAACAAGUGGUGUCUCGCCUGUCGGGGGGCGCAGCCCUGGGCGCGGCGGGCGGCACCCCGGCGCGGGUCAACAACCUGCCCGGCGCCGGCGCGGGCCGGGAGCUGCUGGCCGCCUGCCUAAGAACAGAGCCCAGGGCGCGCCCGUCUGCUUCGGCCUUGUUGAGGCAUAAAUAUUUCAUAGCCGAUGGUUUCGUGGAAAAUUUCAACGCGGAGCUCAGGAAGAAAUUGGGGAAAGAAAUUGAAACGCCGCCUCAGCAGCCGAGCACAGCGCGGGUUGCAGGGAAACCCAGGCAGCAGUGGACUUUGAGCAUUAUACCUGACCACAGUAGAUCAAGAACAGACAGCAUACCAGGAGAAUCUCUCAUAGAUUAUAAUUAUACACCAGUUUCAGAGGGACAGGGUGAGACAAGUCCCGCGGAGAAGAAAACGCCACAGCCGAGCCCCACCGCUGUCACCACUCGGGAGAACAGCGAAGUGGUGGCAGCCCUGCCUCCGCCGGCUAAGCCAGCUCCCCCCAAAUCACUGGCGAGGGCUAUCAAUGAAACAUUUCAGACUUUUCCCGUACCCGUCAAUACAUACCCAAAGACACCGUAUAUUAAAAAAGUGAACAAUAAACUGGUGAUGGAUGAAGACUUGGUCCGGGGCCGAGCAGUGCCAAAGAAGAACGGCAAGAAGAUGCCACCAGAAUUGUCGCUGCCCUAUGUGCCUGGCGCCAGCAACAGUCCACUGAAAAAGGCAAAGAAACCACCACCUUAUAAUCCCACCGCAAAGUCUUAUGAUAACUGGGAGUCCACAAACCACCAAGCGGAUUUGGCGGCUCACCUGAAAACCCCCACUAACCUGCCGUACAUGUGACUGUACGGACACGGCUUCUGGAGAGCCGCCUACUACUGAAGACUGCAUUCGAAUCUGUUUUAUAUGUGAACAUUGUUUGGUCAUUGUAAAUAUUUAUAUUGUGGCCAAUUGCCAUGGACGUAAUAUAAGGGCCGGAAUUUUGACUAUAAUAUUUGGAUCAGCGUAUAUAUGAACUUUUUUGAUAAAACUGACGAAGUUUUUCUACAAGUACGUCAUCCAUCUUGGGUGCUUGUAAAUGUUUUACCGGGUAACCAAAUUUACAAUUGAAUUUUGAGUCCAGUGAAGUCUGUGUGAAAAAUUUGUCGAAUUGUUGGAGCAAUCUAGUGCUCCUGUUUCUAAUUUAUUUUAAUUUUUUUUAUACGUCCGUGGCUUGGAAUACAAACCGUUUUGCGAAUUUCACGAAUCUUUAUAUAUGAUGUUGUAAGCCUUAUCAGUUACCAAAGUUUUUGUAAUGAAAUUUUAAGUACCUGUACGCAUAUGUAUCUAUUUAUUAAAUAAUUUAGAUAUUAGAA